This is a messenger RNA of Fukomys damarensis (Damara mole-rat), 3692 nucleotides long. It is a transcript of the gene Spty2d1, whose product is annotated as SPT2 chromatin protein domain containing 1. The transcript has 6 exons. The coding region runs from base 251 to 2260 and encodes 669 amino acids. Gene Ontology annotation, cellular component: nucleolus. Gene Ontology annotation, biological process: nucleosome assembly; regulation of DNA-templated transcription. The record is from RefSeq and is a predicted model, not a curated record. Gene Ontology annotation, molecular function: histone binding; DNA binding. NCBI's taxonomy places the organism in Eukaryota, Metazoa, Chordata, Mammalia, Rodentia, Bathyergidae.
UUUUACGUGUGUCGGGCUUGAAAGAGGAAGUUACGCGAGACUCUGAGCGUUGCGGGGCCGCUGGGAAGAUAUAAGCUGCCGAAGCAAAGCGGGUGGGCAGACGGCAUUGGAAGGCGACGGAAGUGGUCCUGUGGUGGAGGGUGGGAGAGGGCUGCCGAGCCAGUUCACUCGGCGUCGCCGGGCGCCUCGGCAAGGCGCACUUGCACUCCUUUCCGAGUGCUGGACCCAGUCUCUUUCCCCUCGGCCGAACAUGGACUUCAGGGAAAUUCUCCUGAUAGCUUCCAAAGGACAAGGUGUCAACAAUGUGCCCAAAAGGUAUAGUUUGGCAGUGGGACCUCCUAAGAAAGACCCAAAAGUUAAAGGUGUCCAAUCAGCAGCUGUACAAGCUUUUCUUAGAAGAAAAGAAGAGGAGCUCAGACGAAAGGCCUUAGAAGAGAAAAGGAGAAAAGAAGAACUAGUGAAAAAACGAAUUGAGCUCAAACAUGACAAGAAAGCAAGAGCUAUGGCCAAGAGGACAAAGGAUAAUUUCCAUGGUUACAAUGGGAUUCCUGUUGAGGAGAAGUCAAAGAGGAGGCAGGCGAUGGAGAGCCACACCAGCCAGGGAAUAGACCAAGAGUACGAGAUGGAAGAAGAGGAUGAAUUCUUAGAAUAUGGUCAGGCGGAGUUGGAGCAGGAGUAUGAGGAAGAACAAGAGCGCAAACCAAAGGUCCCCCUUAAAAGUGCCCCACCACCCAUGAACUUCACUGAUUUACUGAGGCUGGCUGAGAAAAAGCAGUUUGAACCAGUGGAGAUCAAAGUGGUGAAGAAAGCAGAAGAGCGACCUAUGACUGCACAAGAACUUAAGGAGCGAGAAUUCCUUGAACGAAAGCAUAGGAAAAAGAAACUGGAGACAGAUGCAAAACUACCUCCAACUGUAUCUAAGAAGGCACCCUCUCAGAAGGAAAGUGUGGGCACAAAAUGUAACAAAGUUCCUGGGGACAGGCACCCUUCUUCCAAAGGAAUGCCCUUUCCUCAUACGGAGAAGAAAUCCAGACCCAGUACAGUCAGUGAGAAACAUUUAGCUUUGUCUUCAUCCAAAUCUGUGCCCGGAGAGAGGACCAAGGCAGGGUCUGGCAACAGCUCCCAGCCCUCACUUCGUGAGGCUCAUGACAGACCUGUUUUCAAUGGGACUGGGAAGCCCCACUGCAGCACCUAUUCACUAAGUGUCCCAAAGACUUCUGCUAGCGGGACUCAGAAAUCUGCUACUGAGCACAAAGCCAAAAAGCUCCCUUCUUCCCACCCUAGCCAUUCCAAACCUGGGCCUACGGUCACUCCCCAGAGUAAGGCUAAGAGUCCAGGCGUCAGACAGCCAGGCAGCGCCACCAGCUCAGCCCCCGGGAGGCCCAGUCCAGGGGCUGCUCGGCCCACACUUGGUUCUGGCUCUAUGCCCAGGCACCAGAACGGCAGCUCCAGCUCAGGACCUGAGCGAUCAGUCAGUGGGACUAAGAAGCUGUCCAGUGACUCAAAUUCUUCUGGGCGGACAGUCAGUGGUAUAAGCGGCCCUGGGAGACCUGUCAGUGGCUCAGGUAGUUCCGGGAGACCUGCGGGCAGCUCUGGCGGCCCUGGGCGACCUAUAAGCAGUUCACAUGAUCGACGACCUGUGAGUGGCUCAGGGCCCCCUGGACGGCCAGUCAGUGGUGCCGGACGAUCCGUAAGUGGCUCAGUGCCCGCUGCACGGACUGUUAACAGUUCAGGCCCUGGGAGACCAGUGAGCAGCUCAGGACCUGGGCGAACAGUUAGCAGCCCAGGCCCCCACAUAAGGCCCAAGUGCACUGUUGUCUCGGAAACAAUUUCUUCCAAGAAUAUUAUCAGCCAGUCCAGCAAUGGGCAGAUGAAUGGAAUGAAGCCUCCUCUGUCAGGCUACAGAUCUGCCCAAGGUCCUCAAAGGCUUCCCUUCCCUGCUGGCUACAAAAGGCAGCGAGAUUAUGAAGAGGAAGAUGAUGAUGAUGAAUAUGACUCUGAAAUGGAUGAUUUUAUUGAAGAUGAAGGGGAACCUCAGGAAGAAAUAUCAAAGCAUAUUCGAGAAAUUUUUGGCUAUGACAGGAAAAAGUACAAAGAUGAAAGUGAUUAUGCCUUACGUUACAUGGAGAGUAGUUGGAAAGAGCAGCAGAAAGAAGAAGCAAAGAGUUUAAGACUAGGUAUGCAAGAGGACUUAGAGGAAAUGCGACGCGAAGAAGAAGAAAUGAAACGUCGAAAGGCCAAGAAGCUGAAGAGACAUUAGCUGCUGCUUUGAUUUAUUUUUGUGAAAUUCUAGGAUUACUGCUGCAAGGAUUUCCUUCCUUCAGACUGAGUUAAGUCCCUUAUCAGUUUAGAUUUAUACUUGAGCCCUCAAGGAGAAGGAAUGCGUACUGUCAUUUAUGGCUAUCCUUUGAGCAGGAAGUGCUUUUGAAUACUCCAAGAUGAGAUGGGUAGUGCAGAUGGUGCCGUGCCCGCGUGUGCGCCCUGACGCGGUGCCACUCACCAGCCAGCCAGUCCCUUGCUGUUCCUUUACUACUUUAAAAGGAAGAGACUCCCAAUUCUGCUGAUGUGUGAGUAGGACACCUCUCGGCUCCCACAUUUAACUUAUGAUGAAAAAACUGGCCCUUCCAUGAAUGUUGCCAGCAAUAAAGUGACCUGUCUUAAUCUAUAUGUUUGGAUUAAGAAAUUAACAAUGUAGAGUAUGCUUUAAAUUUUCACAUGGAUGUCAUCCUUGUGACUUUGAGGUACAAAAUACAGUGAGUUAUUGUAUUCUACAUUAUUCAUGGAUUGGAUGCUGAGCAUUCUUAAUUUAGGUGAUUAGGCAAUUUAAAAAAUGUUUCCAAGUUAAAAUACAGAUCACACCAAUAUAAGAAUAUUCUGAGUUUUCCAAUUUACUGUUACGUUGGCUUCAGUAAAACAGACAAGGUCACUGUGCUGAUCUUAAUUCAUUUUUAUACUGAAGAAAAAAUAUUUUAUUCAAAUAUUAGAUUUAAAAGAAUAAUAGUUUAAAAAUAAUGAAGUGACAUGUGAGACUCCUCUCCACCUUAUUCUUCUUCCCAAUCAAAGAUAUUUUGGAAUCCCAAGGUGCCCCUGUACCUCUUGAUGUUAAUGACUUUGCAUUUUUAGCCUAAAUUCCUUAGCAAAUGUUAAUAGCAAAAAACCAAAAACUAAAUUUGUGUGUAUGAAGAGCACCACCUUCUCUUUUGCCCAUAUUGCACUUUGAUUUCAAACUAUGCACUGUGAAGAGAUUCUCCCUCCCCCAUGGUAGAACGGGUGUUCCCUGCAGGUGUUCUUCUGGGCCAUGGAACUUUCUUCAUUUUCACCUCUCUUUAAGUUAUCCCUGUAGACUUUGUAUCACUUAAGCCUCCAUUCCAGACAUUCCGGUCAAGCCAACCAAGGAUCUGGCUCAGAGGAAGCCAGGUGUCAAGGACAGUGAUGCUGUGAUGCUGUGUUGAUGCUCGAGGACAUUUGUCCUUGACUCAGUGCAGAGGGCUUGGAAGCAGUCAGAACUAAGCUUGUCAGAGCAGUUCUGCAGUAAGUGCUCUGGGUAUCUCAAGCCAUUGGCUGGGGGAAUAGGAAGUAAGAGGGCUUGCCCUACAAAGAAUCCUUAUUGUUCAUCAGGUCCUAGCAUUUUUGUAUAUUCUUUUUUACCCAUGUCUUUAUUUUUUGUUUGUUUGUUUGUUUGUUUUUUGAGA